AUGAGUUCAAAAUCAUCAAGUAGUCUACAUGCUCCAGAAGAAAAAUCAAAAAAUGAAGAAAGUGAGAGUCAAGAUGUGCCAUUAGAUAUAAGCAAUGAUGAAAGUUCAAGUUCAGAUGUCGUUAUUAGUAAAAAAACAACUAAAAGACGAGAAAAUCCAAAAUCCAACAAAGCAAGAGUAAAGCGUAAGCGAAAUCGCCAACAAACUCCACGAAAUCCAAGUAUAUCAGACUCAGGAUCGUCAGAAGACAACAAAAAUGAGCAGAAAGAACAACCAAAGCCGAUAUCUGAACCAAUUAAUCCACCUGCAGAAUCAGCAAAAGAAAAUCCGAGAAUUAUUUCUUCAAAACCUCAAGAAGAUGACGCAGUAAGUAUAGUUAUUUCUCAACCAGAGCCAGUUAAGUCGAUUUCUUACGCAUUGAUCCGCAAAAAAUCACGUCUGAAAGCAGUUUUUACUUUUGAAUUUACAAAAGUACCUUUAGAAAAUGAAGUGCAAGCAGCACAAGGCGAUGAAGUUAUUAUUUCUGCUAAGUGCAAAGGUAGACACCCUAAAAGUGCAAUAGCAAUCAAAAAUGGACCAGAAGUACAUAUGUCACAGCCUUGCGAUCUUUACAUGAUCCCAGAAAACUCAUCGACUGAGUUUAAAUUGAGAAAAUCUGCUAUUGAUGGUCCAAUAUUAAUGUCUGCUCAAGUAACUCAUAAUAUGCAAAAUUUACUUCGUCCUAGACUAAUUACUAUCAAUAUUGAAGAGGAAUCUGGCAUUCCUAAGCAAGUAUUAGUAACCAGAACGCCAAAAAUGCUUAGAAAUGGUAUGUUUGCUCUGGAUUUUCACAACCAUUUUACACUUCCAAGCGAAAAGAAUGCCAUAUUCUUUGACCAAUCCAAAGGACAGAACUCACCUGAUCUUUGUUCAGUCAGAAAAACUGGUACUGACACUUUGGAGAUAAUCGCCAGUGAAAAGCUUCCUGAUUUGAUCGUUUUCAGCAUCGGGCUUAUCAUGUAUACGGCUAAUCUUGAUGUUUGA
Messenger RNA from Trichomonas vaginalis G3, 1023 nucleotides. RefSeq lists its product as uncharacterized. The transcript has a single exon. NCBI's taxonomy places the organism in Eukaryota, Parabasalia, Trichomonadida, Trichomonadidae. The record is from RefSeq and is a predicted model, not a curated record. Bases 1 to 1023 code for a protein of 340 amino acids.